AAAAGGAAAUUCGUGAGUGUCCACUUGUCGGAUGUACUUUUCACACGAACAGUUCCAAAGAAAAUAGAGAACACUGGAAAACGCACAAGAAACCAUAUAUUUACGAAUGCAAAGAACCCAAUUGUAGAAAAAAGUACAAUUGUAGGUCAUCACUUACCUUUCACAAGGAAAAACAUCAACCUAAACCUCUAUGCGAAAAUUGCAACAGAUUCUUCAGCGACAAGUACAGCUUGA
Loa loa (African eye worm) is the source of this 234-nucleotide messenger RNA. Its product is annotated as zinc finger protein. The record is from RefSeq and is a predicted model, not a curated record. NCBI's taxonomy places the organism in Eukaryota, Metazoa, Nematoda, Chromadorea, Rhabditida, Onchocercidae. The annotation marks the transcript as partial. The transcript has a single exon.